Messenger RNA from Octopus bimaculoides (California two-spot octopus), 7701 nucleotides. RefSeq names its product spectrin beta chain. Lineage: Eukaryota; Metazoa; Mollusca; Cephalopoda; Octopoda; Octopodidae. Gene Ontology annotation, cellular component: spectrin. Gene Ontology annotation, molecular function: phospholipid binding; actin binding; structural constituent of cytoskeleton. The record is from RefSeq and is a predicted model, not a curated record.
AAACAACCCCACUUGCCUUCAGUCUGAUUUAGCUGACUCAAGCCACCACAUCUAGUAACCAAGUCUGCCAGCUCCGAGCUUCUAAUCCAUUCUUUAGCUAUCUACAUGUAGAUAUUUUCAUCCCGUCUGUAUGUAGUCGGAGCUUGUGUCCAACAGGUCUCCCAACUAAAUUUAUUUUCCCUUACAAGGGAUCGAAUCCUAUUGUUGGACAACUGUUGCGAAGGAAUUUUUUUUUUUUUUUAAUUUUCGUUAACACAGGAGAGAUGUACCGAGGACUUACUUUAUUCACAGAUUGUCUGUCUUGGAUUGGAUUUACGAAACCCAGUUAAACCGUGUCGGAUUUCGGACUAUUAUACGAUCUUAUUUUAUCACCGAAACAUUCGGCUAUUUCUUUCAUAUUGGGACUUCGGAAAAAAUACCUAAAACCACUCACAAAAUAUAAAACAUUAAUUUUAUCUCAUACGGGAAAGGAGUUGAUAAAGUGUCAUGACGGAGGUAGCGCAGAUCCACACGGGGGUCCAUUGGGAACCUGGGCAGGCCCCCCAAAUGGUGGAAGAAGGUUUCGAUAGCGGAAGUAAUUCUUCCAAGCUGUUUGAGCGAUCGAGGAUCAAAGCUCUAGCAGAUGAGAGAGAGGCAGUGCAAAAAAAGACCUUUACAAAAUGGGUUAAUUCACACCUUGCCCGGGUUGGCUGUCGCAUAAGUGACUUGUAUUUGGAUUUACGAGAUGGGAAGAUGUUGAUAAAAUUGCUAGAAGUCCUAUCUGGUGAGCGCCUGCCUCGGCCAACAAAAGGGAAAAUGAGGAUUCAUUGCCUGGAAAAUGUAGAUAAAGCAUUGACAUUCCUGCAUGAACAAAAAGUCCAUCUUGAAAACAUGGGUGCUCAUGACAUAGUUGAUGGCAGUGCUAGACUUACUCUUGGUCUUAUAUGGACCAUUAUUCUUCGCUUCCAGAUCCAAGAUAUCAUUGAAGAGACAGAAAAUAGUGAAACCAAAUCUGCUAAAGACGCACUCUUGCUUUGGUGCCAGAUGAAAACUGCUGGCUACCCUAAUGUCAAUGUCAGAAAUUUCACUACCAGCUGGAGAGAUGGUUUAGCAUUUAAUGCUAUCAUUCACAAACACAGAUCUGACCUUAUUCAAUAUGACAGACUUCAGAAAUCUAAUGCCAUGCAUAAUCUCAACAAUGCGUUUACUGUUGCUGAAGAAAAGCUUGGUAUCACUAAGCUUUUGGAUCCUGAAGAUGUCAAUGUUGAGAUUCCUGAUGAGAAGUCCAUCAUUACAUAUGUUGUCACCUACUAUCAUUACUUCUCGAAAAUGAAGGCUGAAUCUGUUCAAGGCAAGAGAAUUGGCAGAGUCAUUGACAAUGCCAUUGAUACAGAAAAAAUGAUUGAAGAAUAUGAAACACUAACAUCUGACCUCUUGGAAUGGAUUGAACAGACAAUAGUUAUUUUGAAUGACAGAAAAUUCGCCAACUCUUUAACUGGCGUGCAGGAGCAAUUGACAGGCUUUAACACCUACAGAACUGUCGAAAAACCACCAAAAUUUGUGGAGAAAGGAAACCUUGAGGUCCUUCUAUUCACACUCCAAAGUAAGAUGAGGGCUAACAACCAAAGACCCUAUCUACCCAGAGAAGGAAAACUGAUAUCUGACAUCAACAAAGCUUGGGACAAACUUGAGAAAGCUGAACAUGAAAGAGAACUGGCUCUGCGUGAAGAACUGAUCCGACAAGAAAAACUCGAGCAGUUGGCUGCCCGAUUCAAUCGUAAGGCUGGCAUGCGAGAAGUUUGGCUCAGUGAGAACCAACGGUUGGUAUCUCAGGACAAUUUCGGCCAUGACCUUGCUGCUGUUGAGGCUGCUACCAAGAAACAUGAAGCAAUUGAGACUGACAUUAACGCAUAUGAAGAACGCGUCCAAGCAGUUAUUGCUGUGUCAAAUGAAUUGCAACAAGAAAAUUACCAUGACAUCAAUAGAAUUGCAGCAAGAAAAGACAAUGUUCUGAGUUUGUGGAACUAUCUUUUGGAAUUACUACGAGCGCGUCGUAUGAGACUUGAACUUUCUCUGAACUUACAAAAGAUCUUCCAAGAGAUGCUUUACAUUCUUGAUUGGAUGGAAGAAAUUAAGGCCCGACUUAUGUCUUCAGACUAUGGUAAACAUCUGAUGGGAGUCGAAGACUUGUUGCAAAAGCACAGUUUGUUGGAGGCUGACAUUAAUGUAGUCGGAGACAGAGUCAAGACUGUAAAUUCCCAGGCUCAAAGAUUUGCUGAAGGUGACUUCGUAGAUGUUGGAGCGGAGUACAGGCCCUGCAAACCAGAAGUUAUUGUGGAAAGAAUGUCAACACUUGAGACAGCUUUCACUGAACUUAAACAACUGUCAGCUGAACGCAGGGCUCGCCUUGAAGAGUCACGUAAAUUAUGGCAGUUCUACUGGGAUAUGGCAGACGAGGAAGGCUGGGUGAAAGAGAAAGAGCAGUUGAUGUCUUCUCCUGAUCUGGGACAUGAUUUAACUAGUGUACAUCUCCUACUGAAUAAACAUAAAGCACUGGAAGAUGAAAUGACAGCCAGACACUCACACUUGCAGUCAGUCAUCCAAGUUGGCAAUGAUCUCAUUUCUGCCGGAAAUUUCGGUGCAGACAAGAUCCAAGAACGCAUAGAUGAGAUUAACCAGCAGUGGGAGAGUUUGAUUGACCUGGCAGCAUAUCGCAAACGCAGACUCAAUGAGGCUGUUGAUUACUAUCAGUUCUUUGCUGACGCUGAUGACAUUGAUAUCUGGAUGUUGGAUACUUUCCGUAUCGUGUCCAGUGAAGAUGUCGGACGUGAUGAGGCCAGUGUACAAUCUCUGCUUAAGAAACACAAGGAUGUUACAGAUGAGCUCAAAAACUACCAGAGUGUCAUUGAAAGUCUCCAUGAACAAGCAACUAACCUUGGAGAACAAGACCGAGAGUCUGAUGACGUACAGAGUCGAUUAGGUAGCAUUGAUCGCCGUUACCAAGAACUAUUGGAGCUUGCCAAACUUCGCAAGCAGCGGUUGCUUGAUGCCCUCUCUCUCUAUAAACUUUUCAAUGAAGCAGAUGGUGUGCAGACUUGGAUUGAUGAGAAGGAGAAAUUCCUUGCAACAAUUGUUAUUACGGAUGAUAUUGAAGAACUUGCUAUUGUCAAACAUCGCUUUGAAAGUUUCGAACAUGAAAUGAACUCUACGGCAUCCAAGGUUGCAGUGGUGAACCAGCUGGCUCGGCAGUUGCUCCAAGUUGAACAUCCUAAUGCUGCUGAUGUCAUUGCUCGACAAAAUCAGCUGAACCAAGAAUGGAACACCUUGAGGUCGCUGGUUGACCAGAAGAGGGAGGAAAUACAUUUAGCUCAUGGGUUGCAGAACUUCCACAUUGAAUGCAAUGAGACUAUUGGCUGGAUAAAUGAAAAGGUGAAAAUUAUCGAAUCAACUGAAGAACUUGGCAAUGAUUUAGCUGGUGUUAUGACACUACAGAGACGGCUCAGUGGUAUGGAACGAGACCUUGCUGCCAUACAAGCCAAGGUUGAAUCGUUGCAAGUGGAAGCAGACAGACUACAAGAAACCAAACCUGAAGAAGCCCAGGCUAUUCGUGAAAAGAUCAAUGACAUCAGCAAUGUAUGGAUGGAUCUCAAAGAAAUGCUCAAAGACAGGGAUGAAAAACUUGGUGAAGCCGGAGAAUUGCAACGCUUCCUUGGUAACCUCGACCAUUUCCAGCAAUGGUUAUCUCGUACUCAGACAACUGUGGCAUCAGAAGACAUUCCCAACAAUCUGGCUGAUGCUGAGAAAUUAUUAAAUCAACACCAACAGCUUAAAGAUGAAAUUGAUGCUUAUGCCCCAGAAUAUGCUAAGAUGAAAGAGUUUGGUGAUAAAGUUACUGAGGGCCAGGAUGAUCCACAGUAUAUGUUUCUGCGACAGCGUCUUCAAGCACUUGAUGGCGGCUGGCAGGAAUUGUUACAGAUGUGGGAGAAUAGACAGCAGCUUCUUUCUCAGAGUCUCAACUUGCAAAUGUUCCUCAGGGAUGCUAAACAAGGUGAGGUACUACUCAACCAACAAGAGAACUUCUUAUCAAAAGAAGAAGUACCUAGUGCCAUUGGACUUGACAAGCAGAACUCAUUGGAAGCUGCUGAAAAUAUCAUUAAAAAACAUGAAGCGUUUAUCACCACAAUGGAUGCAAAUGAUGAGAAAAUUAACAACGUUUUGCAAUUUGGACACAGACUUAUCGAAGACAACAACCAUGCUGCUGACAAAAUCAGCAAGAAAGCAGAAAACAUCAACGAAAGGCGUAAUGCAAACAGGCAACGUGCAUAUGAACAACUGGAACGCCUUAAAGACCAGAGAAUGCUACAACAGUUCUUCCAAGACUGUGAAGAAUUACGAGACUGGCUUCAAGAUAAAAUGUCAGCUGCUCAAGAUGAGACUUAUCGUGAUGCUAAAAACCUGCACAGCAAAUAUAUGCGACAUCAAGCUUUUGAAUCUGAAAUUGCAGCUAAUAAAGAUCGACUUUUGAAACUUCGUGAGGCUGGUGAAGGUUUGUUGAAAGAUAAACCAGAAGCUGCUGAGCAGGUUGGUCCCGUUCUUGAGAGUCUCAGCAAUCAAUGGGAAGAGCUCGAAAACACCACCAAGGAUAAGGGUGAGCGGUUGUUUGAUGCUAAUCGCUCAGUCCUCUACGAACAGAGCUGUGAUGACAUUGAUGGUUGGAUUCAACAGCUGGAAUCCCAAGUUGUUACUGAAGAAUUUGGUAGAGAUUUAACCACUGUGAACAUUCAAAUGCAGAGGCAAAAUCAAUUGGAAGGCCAGAUGAAAUGUAAAGAGAACCAAGUGUUAGAACUUGAUAAACAAGCUAAUUACCUGAAAACUAUGGAUCCUAAUAAGGAGGCUGAAAUCGAAGCUCGCAAAGUGGCGGUUGCUGAGCGGUUCAUGAAAAUUCAGGCACCUUUGUUAGUAAGACGAUCUCAACUUGAGAGAGUCAAACGAAUUCAUCAGUUUCAGCGUGAUAUUGAAGAUGAAAAAAUGUGGGUUGAAGAAAAGAUGCCCCUGGCAACCUCUGGCAACUAUGGCAACAGCCUUCUUAGUGUUCAGUUACUAAUGAAGAAAACACAUUCAUUGCAAACAGAAAUUGAAAACCACGAACCCCGUAUUGAUUCUGUUAUUGCUGUUGGCCAAGAAUUGGUUAAUGAACAACAUCCACAAGCUGAUGAAUUCCAACAACACAUUGAUGACCUUAGCAGUAAGUGGAAAACUCUAAAGGAUGCUGUGGAUGCAAGGAAAGCUCGCCUACAGCUCUCAGAUAUUGCCCAACAGUACUAUCAAGAUACUUCUGAGGCAGAAUCUUGGAUGAGUGAACAAGAACUUUACAUGAUGGGUGAGGAACGGGCCAAAGAUGAAAUUGGUGCACAAAAUAUGCUUAAGAAACACCAGAAUCUCGAAUCCGCUGUUGAGGACUAUGCAGAUGUUGUCCGCCAGUUGGGUGAGAGAAGCAGAAAUUUGAUUGAACAGGAACAUCCAGAAAGACUUGGUCAAGAAUAUGAGCAUGUAACUACUCUAAAAGAAAGAUUUAAAGAAUUUGCUAGAGACACUGAAAACUUUGGACAAGAUCGUGUGGCCUCAGCAAAUGAAAUCUGUGAUAGUUUGAUUGUAGCUGAGCACUCUGAUGCUCCAAUUAUUGCUCAAUGGAAAGAUAAUUUGAACGAAGCCUGGACUGAUUUGCUAGAGUUAAUAGACACCCGCACACAGAUGUUGCAAGCUUCAUGGGAAUUAUGGAAGUUUAACCACGAUUGCAAAGAAACUCUGGAAAGAAUCCAAGAAAAGAAGAACUACAUACCUGAAGAAGUUGGAAGAGAUGCUCAAAGUGUUGCUGUUCUUCAAAGAAAGAAUGCUAACUUUGAACACGAUUUAGUUACUCUUGGAAAUCAAGUUCAUUUAAUUCAAGAGGAAUCAGCUUGCCUUCAAAUUGGAUAUGCCGGAGAGAAGGCACGAGAGAUUCAGAAUUGGGAAUCUGAUGUGGUUAACGCCUGGCGUAACUUGCAAUUAAUGGUUGAGAGCCGACGAAUGAGACUUGCUGAUGCCAGUGACCUUUAUAGAUUCUUUAAUAUGGUCAGAGACCUUAUGUUAUGGAUUGAUGACAUCAGGCGGCAAAUGAGCACUCAAGAAAAACCAAGAGAUGUGUCGGGUGUAGAGUUGUUAAUGAACAACCAUCAAAGUUUGAAGGCUGAAAUCGAUGCUCGAGAAGAAAACUUUGCCAUUUGUAUAAAUUUAGGAAGAGAUCUUAUAACUCGCAAACAUUACCGAUCCAGUGAAGUGAGAGAAAAAUUAAUACAGUUAACAUCUCAAAGGCAUUCCAUGAAUGAGCAAUGGGAUGAGAGAUGGGAAUACCUGCAGCUCAUUUUGGAAGUAUAUCAGUUUGCUCGUGACGCUGCUGUUGCUGAAUCUUGGCUUAUUGCUCAAGAGCCAUACCUUCAAAACCAAGAUCUUGGUGACACACUUGAUGCAGUUGAAAAUCUUAUUAAGAAACACGAGGCCUUUGAAAAAUCUGCAGCAACUCAAGAAGAACGAUUUGCUGCCCUCGAAAAACUUACAACAUUUGAACUUAAAGAAAUUCAAAGAAGGCAAGAGGAAGAAUAUCGACAACAACAUCCUGAAGAAGUAGAAAAAUCUAAAGAAGAGAAGAGACGAAAAUAUAUUGCAGAAUUUGUACCUCCAGAAGAGCCACCCGAGCCAGAACCAGAAGAAGUUGUAUCAACUGAACCAGAAGAUGGUGAAGCAACAUCAGACGAUCAAGGACCAGCUGCUAUGACCAAUGGCGAGAAAGAAGUAACUGAUGAAUCAGGUCAAACUGUGACCCACACAACACUACCAGCUAAAGAUACAUUGAGACCAGUACCAAAAGGCGCUGUAUUAAACGAAUCGUCAUCAUACCAAGCUACAGAUGAUACUACAGUCCACUCAAAGUCCAGGUCACUCCCUCAAAGGGCCGACUCUGAGAAUAAUAAGGAGAAGAAACGAUCACGUUCCAAAUCACCAUUUGGAAGAUUCUUUGCUCGUAAACGUGAAGAUGAAGGUCCGUCAUCACCUAGUCGUUCAGAACAUCAAUUAGCUGGGGCUCCAGAAGCAGAACAUCUUGAAGGAGCAUUAAUCAGAAAACAUGAGUGGGAAACACAAACCAAAAAAGCUUCCAACCGAUCUUGGGAGAAAGCUUACAUUAUACUUCAAGCAAAUGAACUUUCCUGCUAUAAAGACUUCAAACAUGCAAAGACUGAUCCUAAUACACGCCUUCAUCAUGAAACUGCCAUCAAUUUGAGUGGAGCUACCUGUGAUCGAGCUCACGAUUACACCAAACGUCCUCAUGUGUUCCGUCUAAAAUUGGCCGGUGGUGCUGAAUACCUAUUCCAAUGUAAAGAUGAUGCUGAAAUGGAAAAUUGGAUCACGAAAGUAAGUGCAGCAACUGGAGAAGCCAGCAGUAGCGGACCCACUAGAUCACAAACACUCCCUGCAAAACCAGAAGGUGAACCAAAACGAGAUGAACACAAGCGAAGGAGUUUUUUCACAUUGAAAAAGAAAUAAAUAUCCACAAAAAGAUAAUUCAUUGCAGUCCUAUCACACAUGCUUUGGGUGGAAUAUCUUAAGAGGCUACGCUGUUGCUGCUUUUGCUGCAAGGUAGUUAAUGUGACUUUCUUUCAUUAAAAAUAAAGGCAUUCCAUGAAGCUA